AGCGCAGCUAGUCUCCGCUUGGAAGCCGAUACGACGAGAUGGUGACGGAUCAAAAUUUGCUACCGCUGGUACUACUGCUGCUCGGCACUUUACGAGCUGGAUUAGAUGCGGCGCAAAUCAGCUUCGGCAGUUGCAGGCCCCAGGAGGGUGACGAGACUGGCCAGUGCGUCCACAUAACCAGCUGCCCCUACUUGUCCAAUAUCCUGGAAACGACCCAGCCUACUCCAGCUCAACGGACUCUUCUCAAGAACAGUCAGUGUGGCCUCGACAACCGAAAGAAUAACCGACCUGUCCUGGAGAGGAUUCUGGUCUGCUGUCCUCAGAGCAAACGUAGCGGAAACACAGAGAUUAAAAGUACUGCGGACGAUGAGGGACCUCUGCCGGGCAAUGUUCUACCCGGAGACGACACUUGUGGGUUUUUGUUCUCGGAUCGUAUCAUUGGUGGGCAAAACACAAGUCUCUGGGAAUUCCCGUGGAUGGUAAUGCUUCAGUAUAAAAAACUUAUUUCGGAUUCUCUUAGUUUCAACUGCGGCGGAUCUUUGAUCAACUCCCGCUAUGUCUUGACCGCCGGACACUGCCUGGCCAGCCGGAAACUAGAUGAAUCCAAAUCCACGUUGCACAGCGUUCGCCUGGGGGAGUGGGAUACCCGAGUUAGUCCCGAUUGCGUGAAACUGAUGAACGGCCAGCAGGUCUGCGCGCCCAUGCACAUAGAUAUCGGAGUGGAGAAGACCAUCCUCCAUGAUAAGUAUGUGCCCAACUCGGUGGACCAAAGAAACGAUAUUGCUCUGGUGCGUCUAAAGCAGAGUGUGACGUAUACCGACUAUGUCCGACCCAUUUGCUUGCCCACAAGUGAGCAGGUGCGUAAUAAUCUUUUCACAGGCUACUCCAUGGAUGCAGCCGGAUGGGGUCUGACGGAGAACAACCAGCCCAGUCCCAUCAAGCUGAAGAUAAGUGUGGAUGUGUGGAACCUGACCAGCUGCCAGGAGAAGUACAGCAUUUUCAAGAUUCGGCUGAACGAGACCCAGAUGUGUGCCGGUGGCGAGCAUCGUGUCGACACCUGCGGGGGCGACUCCGGUGGACCACUAAUGGUGACACUCAACUCUGGACCCCGGGACAUAUUCUACGCAGCUGGUGUUACCUCUUUCGGUCCUGAAUCCUGUGGCUUUAAGGGAUGGCCGGGAGUUUAUACUCGCACCGGGCCCUACGUCGAUUGGAUACAGCAGAAAUUGGAGGCAUAAUAAAUAAAAUUGCUAAUUUAUUCACA
Molecule: messenger RNA, 1264 nt
Organism: Drosophila bipectinata
Lineage: Eukaryota; Metazoa; Arthropoda; Insecta; Diptera; Drosophilidae
Product: spaetzle-processing enzyme-like
Biological process (GO): proteolysis
Molecular function (GO): serine-type endopeptidase activity
Source: RefSeq, a predicted model, not a curated record